Messenger RNA from Microthlaspi erraticum, 912 nucleotides. The record is from the annotation of a GenBank genome assembly. Lineage: Eukaryota; Viridiplantae; Streptophyta; Magnoliopsida; Brassicales; Brassicaceae.
AUGGCGAUGGCUAGUUCGUUGUCUACGUCUAACCCAAUUCAGCAAACGAUGGCGAUGGCUAGUUCGUGGUCUACGUCUAACCCAAUUCAGCAGCUUCUCCGUUCAUAUAAAGAAGUGGAUAGUGGUAUCAAGGAGUGGUCGAUGAAGCAGUCGCUGCCGGUUGUAGCCAUGGUCGGUUACAUCACGGGCGCUAUAGAGGGAGUUGUCAUCGGAAGUGUCAUGGGAAUGCUAAUUUCCCCGGGAAUGCCGCUUACCCCUGAAACCCUAGUAGCCAAGAGGAGGAUGACUCUAGCUCAGGCAGCUACUUGGGGUGCCAGCGAUCUUUCAUUUAUUUUAGGUGUAAAAGGUGCGAUUGGUGACAUAAUGGAAAAGAAGAGAGGCAAAAAACCUGAUCUUUUGUCUAACAUGGUCGCAGGAGCAGGAUCUGGACUCGCAGACGUUUGGAGACGAGGAGGAACCGGCGACGACGCACUCUUCUCCGCUGCUAAGUAUGCUGUUUCCUCAGCAUUAGGUCACCAGUUGGGAAAAACAUUGAACUGUUUGGUGAGACCUCAGUUGAGAGAAACAAUUAAACAAAGCACCGCAACAAUUAAGUGUUUACCUCAGUUGGGAGAAACAAUUAAACAAAGCACCGCCCAAGACGACGACUCCUUUUACACGCAAUCAAGAGCCAUUCUGUUGAAGCUAGGUCUUGAGGAAUACGGCAAGAACUUCAAGCAUGGACGUCUAACAGAUGCCACUUUGCCAUUGCUCACUGAUAGGGCGCUAAAAGAAGUGAGCAUUCCAGUAGGGCCAAGACUUGUGAUACUAGAUCAUAUCCGAAGAAGAAGAAGAAGAAAUAAGAGGAUCGGUGGAGGAGAUAUGUCGAUUAACAAGAACGGGACAACAAGAAUUGACCUAGAUUCUAAUUAA